AUGCACCUGCUGGUACGAUCAGACAGCCUCGGUACGAGGAGAUCUCACGGGUGGACUAUAACUUUAUCCUGACUGCUGCUGCUGCUGCUGUGAUAGGGUUCUAGCCGGUUCUACCCUUACCUGUCCUAAUGUUACCUGUCCCAUUCCAGGCACGACCAGACAGCCUCGCGACGGGGAGAUAUCAGGGGUGGAUUACAACUUUGUCUCCGUAGAAGAGUUCUUUUCCCUGGAAGAGUCUGGAGCCCUGCUGGAGAGUGGCAAGUUCAAGAGUGAGUAGUAAACGGAGUACAUCGUUUUUUUUUAAUGGGCUCCAUAAAAUGAUUUGUGUAAUGCUGACUGCAAUUCAAAUAGCGGACGAAUGUUAUCGCAGAGAAAAGUUUUAGUGUUCGGCUCUCAUAGACAUUUAUUCCUUUUAAGUUUGCAUUUGUUCCACUUCAUUUACUCAAUGUCUCCGUAUUCCAUUUGAAGUACUGUGUGUGUGUGUGUGUGUGUGUGUGUGUGUGUGUGUGUGUGUGUGUGUGUGUGUGUGUGUGUGUGUGUGUGUGUGUGUGUGUGUGUGUGUGUGUGUGUGUGUGUGUGUGUGUGUGUGUGUGUGUGUGUGUGUGUGUGUGUGUGUGUGUGUGUGUGUGCGUCUUGUGAUGUACUGUAUGCUUUAAUUUAUAAUUUAAUGUAAAUAUUCACACAGUUCAAGUUUAGUCAACGUUUUAUUUACAUUUUUUUUUGCAACUCUCAAAUUCAUAGACAGAGCUAUGGGCUGGAUCCACUUCCCACUGAUGGUUAAACACACUUGACUGUUCCCUCUCUCUCCUUACCUAUCAGGUAACUACUAUGGGACGCCCCGCCCAGUCCACAUCGGCCCAGAGAGCCCACCAAUCACGUACCAGGAACACCGGAACCUGCUCCGGAACUUCAGGACGCGCAGCAAGUCGCUAAGCAACCUAGAAAAGGCUGUAGAGGAGGGAGAGAACAGUGAGGAAGACUCUGGACUGUCAGGUAUAAUUACACACACACACAUCUAUUAUAAUAUCAUACAUCUAUUUAUCAGGUAUUAGCUACUACUACACUCAGGGGACAUUACAUACACACGAUAGCUACUGUAUCUAUUAAGUCUAGUCGUACACCAACCACUGCCCAGACAGUGAGAAUAUCCCCUAACAAGUCAACCGCUGCCCAGACAGUGAGAAUAUCCCCUAAUAAGUCAACCACUGCCCAGACAGUGAGAAUAUCCCCUAAUAAGUCAACACCUGGGUCAUGUUCAGUAGGGCAGUAGCAAAUCAAAAUGUUUUGAAACAGAGAACAAAUAUCAUCUCUGCGUUGCGUGCCUACUAUGGGGUAUUAUGGAGUAUGAUGACCCAGAGCAGAGCUGAGAAGUGGGAAGGGAUCCAUCCACAGGAUAAAGACUGAGGCUAUGUCCCAAAAGGCACCCUAUUCCCUAAGGGGAACUACCUUUUGACCAGGGCCAAUGAUCUGGUCAAAAGUAGUGCACUAUGUAAAUAGGGUGCCAUUUGGGACUCAGACUGACUAAGGACAGACAUCUGUUUACAUCUGGAACUUGAUUGGAGAUUACAGUGUCCUGAGUUAAAGGACUAUUUUAAGAAUGUGUGUGUGUGUGUGUUUCUCUGUGUGUCUGUGUGUGUGUGUGUGUGUGUGUGUGUGUGUUUCUCUGUGUGUGUGUGUGUGUGUGUGUGUGUGUGUGUGUGUGUUUCUCUCUGUGUGUUUCUCUGUGUGUGUGUGUGUGUGUGUUUCUCUCAGUGUGUGUGUGUGUGUGUGUGUGUUUCUCUGUGUGUGUUUCUCUGUGUGUGUUUCUCUGUGUGUGUGUGUGUGUGUGUGUGUGUGUGUGUGUUUCUCUGAGUGUGUUUCUGUGUGUGUGUGUGUGUGUGUGUGGUUCUCUCUGUGUGUGUGUGUUUCUCUGUGUAUGUGUCUGUCUGUAUACAAUUGAAGUUGGAAGUUUACCUACACCUUAGCCAAAUACAUUUAAACUCAGUUCUUCCCAAUUCCUGACAUUUUAUCCUAGUAAAAAUUCCCUGCCUUAGGUCAGUUAGGAUCACCACUUUAUUUUAAGAAUGUGAAAUGUCAGAAUAAUAGUAUAGAGAAUUAUUUAUUUCAGCUUUUAUUUCUUUCAUCACAUUCCCAGUGGGUCAGAAGUUUACAUACACUCAAUUAGUAUUUGGUAGCAUUGCCUUUAAAUUGUUUAACUUAGGUCAAACAUGUCGGGUAGCCUUCCACAAGCUUCCCACAAUAAGUUGGGUGAAUUUUGGCCCAUUCCUCCUGACAGAGCUGGUGUAACUGAGUCAGGUUCGUAGGCCUCCUUGCUCACACAUGCUUUUUCAGUUCUGCCCACACAUUUUCUAUAGGAUUGAGGUCAGGGCUUUGUGAUGGCCACUCCAAUACCUUGACUUUGUUGUCCUUAAGGCAUUUUGCCACAACUUUGGAAGUAUGCUUGGGGUCAUUGUCCAUUUGGAAGACCCAUUUGCGACCAAGCUUUAACUUCCUGACUGAUGUCUUGAGAUGUUGCUUCAAUAUAUCCACAUAAUUUUCCUUCCUCAUGAUGCCAUCUAUUUUGUGAAGUGCACCAGUCCCUCCUGCAGCAAUGCACCCCCACAGCAUGAUGCUGCCACCCCCGUGCUUCACGGUUGGGAUGGUGUUCUUCGGCUUGCAAGCAACCCCCUUUUUCCUCCAAACAAAACGAUGGUAUUUUUAGCCAAACAGUUAUAUUUUUGUUUAAUCAGACCAGAGGACAUUUCUCCAAAAAGUACGAUCUUUGUCCCCAUGUGCAGUUGCAAACCGUAGUCUGGCUUUUUUAUGGUGGUUUUGGAGCAGUGGCUUCUUUCUUGCUGACCGGCCUUUCAGGUUAUGUUGAUAUAGGACUCGUUUUACUGUGGAUAUAGAUACUUUUGUACCUGUUUCCUCCAGCAUCUUCACAAGGUACUUUGCUGUUGUUCUGGGAUUGAUUUGCAAUUUUCGCACCAAAGUACGUUCAUCUCUGGGAGACAGAACGCGUCUCCUUCCUGAGCGGUAUGAUGGCUGCGUGGUCCCAUGGUGUUUAUACUUGCGUACUAUUGUUUGUACAGAUGAACGUGGUACCUUCAGGCGUUUGGAAAUUGCUCCCAAGGAUGAACCAGACUUUUCUUUCUGAGGUCUUGGCUGAUUUCUUUUGAUUUUCCCAUGAUGUCAAGCAAAGAGGCACUGAGUUUGAAUGUAGGCCUUGAAAUACAUCCACAAGUACACCUCCAAUUGACUCAAAUGAUGUCAAUUAGCCUAUCAGAAGCUUCUAAAGCCAUUACAUAGUUUUCUGGAAUUUCCCAAGCUAUUUAAAGGCACAGUCAACUUAGUGUAUGUAAACUUCUGACCCACUGGAAUUGUGAUACAGUGAAUUAUAAGUGAAAUAAUCUGUCUGUAAACAAUUGUUGGAAAAAUUACUUGUGUCAUGCACAAAGUAGAUGUCCUAACCGACUUGCCAAACAAGAAAUUUGUGGAGUGGUUGAAAAACGGGUUUUAUUGACUCCAACCUAAGUGUAUGUAAACUUCCGACUUACAUUUACAUUUUAUCAGACGCUCUUAUCCAGAGCGACUUACAGGAGCAAUUAGGGUUAAGUGCCUUGCUCAACGGCACAUUGACAGAUUUUUCACCUAGUCGGCUUGGGGAUUAGAACCAGCGACCUUUCGGUUACUGGCACAACGCUCUUAACCACUAAGCUACCUGCCGCCUGUAUGUGUGUGUUGUCUUGGCAGGAGGUUCAGGGGGCAUUAGCAGCGUCCCGGCCACAACGCUAGCUCUCAGCCAAUCCUGGGACUCAAAGGACGGCGUGGGAGCGGAGAACGGAGGGAGUAGCAUCGCCACACGAGGAGGAGGGGCACUGCCCGAGAACUGGGAGCUGGCCUUCAGCGACUCAGGAGAGCCUUACUACAUAGAGUGAGUAGAGAGAGAGGAGCUUUACUACAUAGAGUGAGUAGAGAGAGAGUAGAUCUUAGAGUGAGUAGAGAGAGAGUAGAUCUUAGAGUGAGUAGAGAGAGAGAGUAGAUCUUAGAGUAGAGGAGAGUCUUAUAGAGUAGAGAGAGAGAGUAGAUCUUAGAGUGAGUAGAGAGAGAGGAGUCUUUACUAGAUAGAGUGAGUAGAGAGAGAGAGUAGAUCUUAGAGUGAGUAGAGAGAGAGUAGAUCUUUACUAGAUAGAGUGAGUAGAGAGAGAGAGUAGAUCUUAGAGUGAGUAGAGAGAGAGUAGAUCUUAGAGUGAGUAGAGAGAGAGAGUAGAUCUUAGAGUGAGUAGAGAGAGAGGAGAUCUUACUAUAGAGUGAGUAGAGAGAGAGUAGAUCUUAGAGUGAGAGAGAGAGAGUAGAUCUUUAUAGAUAGAGGAGUAGAGAGAGAGAGUAGAUCUUAGAGUGAGUAGAGAGAGAGAUCUUAGAGUGAGUAGGAUAAUGUAGAUCUAGAGUGAGUAGAGAGAGAGAGUAGAUCUUAUAGAGUGAGUAGAGAGAGAGUAGAUCUUAGAGUGAGUAGAGAGAGAGUAGAUCUUAGAGUGAGUAGAGAGAGUAGAUCUUAGAGUGAGUAGAGAGAGAGUAGAUCUUAGAGUGAGUAGAGAGAGAGAAGAGAUCUUAGAGUGAGUAGAGAGAGAGUAGAUCUUUACUAGAUAGUAAGGAGAGAAGAUGAGAGAGAGAGUAGAUCUUAGAGUGAGUAGAGAGAGAGGAGUCUUAAUGAUAGAGAGAGUUUAGAGUAGUAGAGAGAGAGUAGAUCUUAGAGUGAGUAGAGGAGAGAGUAGAUCUUAAAUGAGUAGAGAGAGUCUAGAGUAAGAGAGAGAUUAGAUCUGUAGAGUGAGUAGAGAGAGGAGAUCUUUACUACAUAGAGUGAGUAGAGAGAGAGUAGAUCUUAGAGUGAGUAGAGAGAGAGGAGAUCUUUACUAGAUAGAGUGAGUAGAGAGAGAGUAGAUCUUAGAGUGAGUAGAGAGAGAGAGAGAUCUUAGAGUGAGUAGAGAGAGAGAGUAGAUCUUAGAGUGAGGAGAGAGAGAGGAGAUCUUUACUAGAUAGAGUGAGUAGAGAGAGAGUAGAUCUUAGAGUGAGGAGAGAGAGAGGAGAUCUUUACUAGAUAGAGUGAGUAGAGAGAGGAGUAGAUCUUAGAGUGAGUAGAGAGAGAGGAGAUCUUAGAGUGAGUAGAGAGAGAGUAGAGCUUUACUAGAUAUAGUGAGUAGAGAGAGAGGAGUGAGUGGUGUGAGAGUGAAGUCAUGAAGAUAUGGUGUGGUAUGAGGUACAGGUUAUUGUGAUGAUGAUGAUGAUGAUGAUGAUGCUUAUUAACUCUUCCUCCCCUCAGUCAUAUCUCUAAGACCACCAGCUGGCUGGACCCCAGAGCUCAGAGCAGGGAGAUCCUCAGCAAAACAGAGUGUGAGUCUCCAUACCCCUAGCCUUCUGUGUGUGUCUCUUAGUUCCACCUUUCUAUCUACCCACUUUACCCUGUCAGCUCCUCUUAAACCCACUCUACCCUGUCAGCUCCUCUUAAACCCAACUCUACCCUGUCCAGCUCCUCUUAAACCCCACUCUACCCUGUCCAGCUCCUCUUAAACCCACUCUACCCUGUCAGCUCCUCUUAAACCCACUCUACCCUGUCAGCUCCUCUUAAACCCACUCUACCCUGUCAGCUCCUCUUAAACCCACUCUACUGUCAGCUCCUCUUAAACCCACUCUACCCUGUCAGCUCCUCUUAAACCCACUCUACCCUGUCAGCUCCUCUUAAACCCACUCUACCCUGUCAGCUCCUCUUAAACCCACUCUACCCUGUCAGCACCUCUUAAACCCACUCUACCCUGUCAGCUCCUCUUAAACCCACUCUACCCUGUCAGCUCCUCUUAAACCCACUCUACCCUGUCAGCUCCUCUUAAACCCACUCUACCCCUGUCAGCUCCUCUUAAACCCACUCUACCCUGUCAGCUCCUCUUAAACCCACUCUACUGUCAGCUCCUCUUAAACCCACUCUACCCUGUCAGCUCCUCUUAAACCCCUCUACGUCACCCCUCUUAAACCACUCUACUGUCCCAGCUCCUUAACCCACUACCUGUCAGCUCCUCUUAAACCCACUCUACCCUGUCAGCUCCUCUUAAACCCACUCUACCCUGUCAGCUCCUCUUAAACCCACUCUACCCUGUCAGCUCCUCUUAAACCCACUCUACCCUGUCAGCUCCUCUUAAACCCAUCUCUACUGUCAGCUCCUCUUAAACCCACUCUACUGUCAGCUUCUCUUAAACCCACUCUACCCUGUCAGCUCCUCUUAAACCACUCUACUGUCAGCUCCUCUUAAACCCACUCUACCCUGUCAGCUCCUCUUAAACCCACUCUACUGUCAGCUCCUCUUAAACCCACUCUACCUGUCAGCUCCUCUUAAACCCACUCUACCCUGUCAGCUCCUCUUAAACCCACUCUACUGUCAGCUCCUCUUAAAAACCCACUCUACCUGUCAGCUCCUCUUAAACCCACUCUACCCUGUCAGCUCCUCUUAAACCCACUAUCCUGUCAGCUCCUCUUAAACCCACUCUACCCUGUCAGUCCUCUUAAAACCCACUCUACCCUGUCAGCUCCUCUUAAACCCACUCUACCCUGUCAGCUCCUCUUAAACCCCACUCUACCCUGUCAGCACCUCUUAAACCCACCUCUACCCUGUCAAGCUCCUCUUAAACCCACUCUACUGUCAGCUCCUCUUAAACCCACUCUACUGUCAGCUCCUCUUAAACCCACUCUACCCUGUCAAACUCCUCUUAAACCCCACUCUACCCUGUCAGCUCCUCUUAAACCCACUCUACUGUCAGCUCCUCUUAAACCCACUCUACCCUGUCAGGCUCCUCUUAAACCCACUCUACCUGUCAGCUCCUCUUAAACCAACUCUACCCUGUCAGCUCCUCUUAAACCCACUACUGUCAGCUCCCCUUAAACCCACUCCACCCUGUCAGCUCCUCUUAAACCCACUCUACCCUGUCAGCUCCUCUUAAACCCACUCUACCCUGUCAGCUCCUCUUAAACCCACUCUUACCAUGUCAGCUCCUCUUAAACCACUCUACUGUCAGCUCCUCUUAAACCCACUCUACCCUGUCAGCUCCUCUUAACCCACUCUACCCUGUCAUCUCCUCUUAAACCCACUCUACUGUCAGCUCCUCUUAAACCCACUCUACCCUGUCAGCUCCUCUUAAACCCACUCUACCCUGUCAGCUCCUCUUAAACCCACUCUACCCUGUCAGCUCCUCUUAAACCCACUCUACCCUGUCAGCUCCUCUUAAACCCACUCUACCCUGUCAGCUCCUCUUAAACCCACUCUACUGUCAGCCCCUCUUAAACCCACUCUACUGUCAGCUCCUCUUAACCCCACUCUACCCUGUCAGUCCUCUUAAACCACUCUACCCUGUCAGCUCCUCUUAAACCCACUCUACCCUGUCAGCUCCUCUUAAACCCACUCUACUGUCAGCUCCUCUUAAACCCACUCUACUGUCAGCUCCUCUUAAACCCACUCUACCCUGUCAGCUCCUCUUAAACCCACUCUACUGUCAGCUCCUCUUAAACCCACUCUACUGUCAGCUCCUCUUAAACCCACCUAGUCACUCCCUUAAACCCACUCUACCCUGUCAGCUCUCUAAACCCUCUACUGUCAGCUCCUCUUAAACCCACUCUACCCUGUCAGCUCCUCUUAAACCCACUCUACCUGUCAGCUCCUCUUAAACCCACUCUACCCUGUCAGCUCCUCUUAAACCCACUCUACCCUGUCAGCUCCUCUUAAACCCACUCUACCCUGUCAGCUCCUCUUAACCCCAUCUCUCCUGUCGUCUCUCUUCCCUCUACCUGUCACCCUCUAAACCCACUCUUGAGAUAUUAAAAAAAAUCUUACUUCCCCAACCUCCCCACCUUCCUCCCUCUCUCUCCCUCCCUCCCUCCCUCCCUCCCACCCCCGCCUCUUCUUUAUCCUCACUGUCUCUCAUCUCACUUAGUCUCUUUCAUGUUGAGUCAAGUCUUGUCAAGCGCUGAGCUGAGGCUCUCUGUUGUUCGGUUCAUUUGAAAUAGAGCCAUAUUUCUAUAUUUUCUGCAUUUUAAUUGUCGAUAACAAAAAUAACAAUUCAAAGACAGGAAAAUGUGUCAAAUAUUCUCUUGCCAUGUAACGUUGUGUAUUACAAAAAAUGCAUUUCUUACUUGAACAGCACAGAGAGCAGUGGUAAUACAUAUAAUUGAGGGCGAUGGAGAAUCAGUUGUAAAAUCUUGGAUACAGACGCGGUACUGUAGCUCUGUCUGUUAUGUGAAUACACAUGGACAGUCUGUAUAAGAGAUAGAAAGAGAUAUAGAGAGAUGUGGCCUGGCCUGUGCUAUCUCUAUACAUGAUUUUACUUCUAUGAGACUAACCUGGGUAAAUAAAGGUUAAAUAAAUACUAUAGCAACAGUCUCCCUGUAGCUGCCAGUUCCCUGGCGUUCAUAAAACGUUUCAUAUGAAAACAGCCUGUUGUAUAUCUUCCCCGUCCCCAUGCCAGUGCCUGCGUUCACGGACAAGCCGGCAGAGCUGAAGGGCUAUUCCAUCCACACCCGUCUGUCUAAAGGGCCGCGAGGGUUCGGCUUCAACAUAGUGGGAGGCAGCAGACAGAGAGAGUUCCUCCAGGUCUACAGCGUUACACCAGGAGGAUCACCUGCUCUAAGCACAGGUAGGAUCAACACAGGUAUAUACAGAUUAACACAGGCAGGAUUAACACAGGUUCACUACCAGUCAAAUGUUUGGACACACCUACUCAUUCAAGGGUUUUUCUUUAUUUUUUACUAUUUUCUACAUUGUAGAAUAAUAGUGAAGACAUCAAAACUAUGAAAUAACACAUAUGGAAUCAUGUAGUAACCAAAAAAGUGUUAAACAAAUCCAAAUAUAUUUUAUAUUUGAGAUUCUUUAAAUAGCCACCCUUUGCCUUGAUGACAGCUUUGCACACUCUUGGCAUUCUCUCAACCAGCUUCAUGAGGUAGUCACCUGGAAUGCAUUUCAAUUAACAGGUGUGCCUCGUUAAAAGUUAAUUUUGUGGGAAUUUAUUUCCUUCUUAAUGCGUUUCAGCCAAUCAGUUGUGUUUGUGGUCAAGGUAGGGGGGGUAUACAGGAAGAUAAGCCAAGUCCAUAUUGAGGGCACAAGAAACAGUUCACAAUACAGGCAAAUGAGAAAACGACAGUCCAUCAUUAACUUUAAGACAUGAGGUCAGUCAAUACGGAACAUUUCAAGAAAUUUUGAAAGUUUCUUUCUUCAAGUGCAGUCGCAAAAAACCAUCAAGCGCUAUGAUGAAACUGGCUCUCAUGGAGGACCGCCAUGGAUGGAAGACCCAUAGUUAACCUCUGCUGCAGAGGAUACAUUUCGUUAGAGUUACCAGCCUCUACAGAACUUGCAGCCCCAAAAUAAAUGUUCACAGAGUUCAAGUCAACAGACACAUCUCAACAUCAACUUUUCGAGGGACUGUGUGAAUCAGGCCUUCAUGUCGAAUUGCUGCAAGAAAACCUAAAGGACACCAAUAAUAAGGAAGAGACUGCUUGGCCAAGAAACACGAGCAAUGGACAUUAGCCGAUGAAAUGUGUCCUUUGGUCUGUAGUCCAAAUUGGAGAUUUUUGGUUCCAAUCGCUGUGUCUUUGUGAGACGCAGUGUGGGUGAACGGAUGAUCUCCGCAUGUGUAGUUCCCACCGUAAAGCAUGGAGGAGGAGGUGUUAUGGUGUGGGGGUGCUUUGCUGGUGACACUGUCUGAUUUAUUUAGAAUUCAAGGCACACUUAACCAGCAUGGCUACCACAGCAUUCUGCAGCGAUACGCCAUCCCAUCUGGUUUGGGCUUAGUGGGACUAUAAUUUGUUUCUCAACAGGACAAUGGCCCAACACACCUCCAGGCUGUGUAAAGGCUAUUUUACCAAGAAGGAGAGUGAUGGAGUGCUGCAUCAGAUGACCUGGCCUCCCCCGACCUCAACCCAAUUGAGAUGGUUUGGGAUGAGUCGGACGGCAGAGUGUAGGAAAAGCAGCCAACAAGUGCUCAGCAUAUGUGGGAACUCCUUCAAGACUGUUGGAAAAGCAUUUCAGGUGAAGCUGAUUGAUAGAAUGCCAAAGCUGUCAUCAAGGCAAAGGGUGGCUAUUUGAUGAAUAAUCUCAAAUAUAAAAUGUAUUUGGAUUUGUUUAACACUUUUUUUGGUUAAUACAUGAUUCCAUAUGUGUUAUUUCAUAGUUUUUAUGUAUUCACUAUUAUUCUACAAUGUAAAAAAUUGUAAAAAUAAAGGACAACCCUUGAAUGAGUAGGUGUGUCCAAACUUUUGACUUGUACUGUAUAUACAGAUUAAUACAGGUACACUCAGCACAGGUAUAUACAGAUUAACACAUGUACACUCAACACAGGUAUAUACAGAUUAACAAAGGUACACUUAACACAGGUAUAUACAGAUUAACACAGGUACUCUCAACACAGGUAGCAUUAACAUGGUAUCACACUCAACACAUGUAGGAUUAAUACAGAUAUUAUUAACACAGGGAGGAUACAUUCAAGUAUGAUUAACACAGGCAUGAUUAACAGAGGCAGGAUUGACAUAGGUAGGAAAGAUUAACACAGGAACACUCAAUAACCCCUGCUGAUUUCUGUAUUAGUUAGUUAAACUGACAGAUGGCACCUAACGGAGCAAGCGAGGUGAAGAAUGUGAGAACAUCUCUGUUUAUAUUCUCUCUGCCCUAUCCUUUCAUCUCUUCUAAUAGGGCUCUCUCUCUCUCUCUCUCUCUCUCUCUCUCUCUCUCUCUCUCUCUCUCUCUCUCUCUCUCUCUCUCUCUCUCUCUCUCUCUCUCUCUCUGUCCCAGAUUUUAGUGGUUGUGAGGUUUUCUCGUGGUCAGAAUCUCCUAAUCUAUUCCUAAUCCUGCUCUACUGGGCCCAGAGAAUUUAAUCCCACUGUCACACACAAACACACACACACACACAAUCAAGCCCUCUCACGUGCUGAGGCUGUAGACAGGAAUGCACCACACACACAUGCUAUCACCUCUCACUUUAGAUAUACUACAUACUGAUCUAUAGUAGUAGAUGAUAUACUACAUACUGAUCUAUAGUAGUAGAUUAUAUACUACAUACUGAUCUAUAGUAGUAGAUGAUAUACUACAUACUGAUCUAUAGUAGUAGAUGAUAUACUACAUACUGGUCUAUAGUAGUAGAUGAUAUACUACAUACUGAUCUAUAGUAGUAGAUGGUAUACUACAUACUGAUCUAUAGUAGUAGAUGAUAUAUUACAUACUGAUCUAUAGUAGUAGAUGAUAUACUACAUACUGAUCUAUAGUAGUAGAUGAUACCGUACAUACUAAUCUAUAAUAGUAUAUUAUAUACUACAUACUAAUCUAUAGUAGUAGAUGAUAUACUACAUACUGAUAUAGUAGUAGAUUAUAUACUACAUACUGAUCUAUAGUAGUAGAUGAUAUACUACAUACUGAUAUAGUAGUAGAUUAUAUACUACAUACUGAUCUAUAGUAGUAGAUAUACUACAUACUGAUCUAUAGUAGUAGAUGAUAUACUACAUACUAAUCUAUAGUAGUAGAUGAUACCGUACAUACUAAUCUAUAAUAGUAUAUUAUAUACUACAUACUGAUCUAUAGUAGUAGAUGAUACCGUACAUACUAAUCUAUAAUAGUAUAUUAUAUACUACAUACUAAUCUAUAGUAGUAGAUGAUACUACGUACUAUAUAGUACUAUAUCUAUACAUACUGAUAUAUAGUAGAUAUACUACAUACUGAUCUAUAGUAGUAGAUGAUAUACUACAUACUAAUCUAUAGUAGUAGAUGUAUACUACAUACUGAAUCUAUAGUAGUAGAUAUACUACAUACUGAUCUAUAGUAGUAGAUGAUAUACUACAUACUGAUCUAUAGUAGUAGAUUAAUACUACAUACUAAUCUAUAGUAGUAGAUUAUACUACAUACUGAUCUAUAGUAGUAGAUGAUAUACUACAUACUGAUCUAUAGUGGUAGAUUAUAUACUACAUACUAUCUAUAGUAGUAGAUUAUAUACUACAUACUGAUCUAUAGUGUAGAUUAUAUACUACAUACUAUCUAUAGAGUAGAUGAUAUACUACAUACUUGAAUCUGUAUAGUAGGUAUGAUCUAUGUCACUACAUACUGUCUAAUAGUGGUAGAUGACCGAACUACAUGACUAGGUGCAAUUAUAUACUCAUACUGAUCUAUAGGGUAGAUUAUAUGCACUACUAGAUUAUCAGUGUAGAUGAUAACUACAUACUGACCAGGGUAGUGGGUAUCGAUUCCAUGGGCAUAUAAACAAAUACUAAGUCUAUAGUAUAGAUUGAUAUUACAAAAUGAUCUAUAAGUGUAAAUUAUAUACUACAUACUAAUCUAUAGUAGUAGAUGAUAUACUACAUACUGAUCUAUAGUGGUAGAUUAUAUACGACAUACUAUCUAUAGUAGUAGAUGAUAUACUACAUACUGAUCUAUAGUAGUAGAUAUAUACUACAUACUAAUCUAUAGUAGUAGAUAUAACUACAUACUGAUCUAUAGUAGUAAAUAUACGACAUACUGAUCUAUAGUAGUAGAUGAUAUACUACAUACUAAUCUAUAGUAGUAAUGGUAUACUACAUACUAAUAUAGUAGUAGAUAUAUACACUACAUACUGAUCUAUAGUAGUAGAGAUAUACUACAUACUGAUCUAUAGUGGUAGAUUAUAUACUACAUACUAAUCUAUAGUAGUAGAUGAUAUACUACAUACUGAUCUAUAGUUGUAGAUAUACUACAUACUGAUCUAUAGUAGUAGAUGAUAUACUACAUACUGAUCUAUAGUAGUAGAUGAUAUACUACAUACUGGUCUAUAGUAGUAGAUUAUAUACUACAUACUGAUCUAUAGUAGUAGAUGAUAUACUACAUACUGAUCUAUAGUAGUAGAUUAUAUACUACAUACUAAUCUAUAGUAGUAGAUUAUAUACUACAUACUGAUCUAUAGUAGUAGAUGAUAUACUACAUACUGAUCUAUAGUGGUAGAUUAUAUACUACAUACUGAUCUAUAGUGGUAGAUUAUAUACUACAUACUAAUCUAUAGUAGUAGAUUAUAUACUACAUACUGAUCUAUAGUGGUAGAUUAUAUACUACAUACUAAUCUAUAGUAGUAGAUUAUAUACUACAUACUGAUCUAUAGUGGUAGAUUAUAUACUACAUACUAAUCUAUAGUAGUAGAUGAUAUACUACAUACUGAUCUAUAGUAGUAGAUGAUAUACUACAUACUGAUCUAUAGUAGUAGAUGGUAUACUACAUACUGAUCUAUAGUAGUAGAUGGUAUACUACAUACUAAUAUAUAGUAGUUGAUGAUAUACUGCAUACUGAUCUAUAGUAUUAGAUUAUAUACUACAUACUAAUCUAUAGUAGUAGAUGAUAUACUACAUACUGAUCUAUAGUAGUAGAUGAUAUACUACAUACUGAUCUAUAGUAGUAGAUGAUAUACUACAUACUGAUCUAUAGUAGUAGAUGAUAUACUACAUACUAAUCUAUAGUAGUAGAUUAUACACUACAUACUGAUCUAUAGUAGUAGAUGAUAUACUACAUACUAAUAUAUAGUAGUAGAUGACAUACUACAUACUGAUCUAUAGUAGUAGAUGAUAUACUACAUACUGAUCUAUAGUGGUAGAUUAUAUACUACAUACUAAUCUAUAAUAGUAGAUGAUAUACUACAUACUGAUCUAUAGUAGUAGAUAUACUACAUACCGAUCUAUAGUAGUAGAUAUACUACAUACUGAUCUAUAGAAGUAGAUAUACUACAUACUAAUCUAUAGUAGUAGAUUAUACACUACAUACUGAUCUAUAGUAGUAGAUAUACUACAUACUGAUCUAUAGUAGUAGAUGAUAUACUACAUACUAAUCUAUAGUAGUAGAUGGUAUACUACAUACUAAUCUAUAGUAGUAUAUGAUAUACUACAUACUGAUCUAUAGUAUUAGAUGAUAUACUACAUACUGAUCUAUAGUAGUAGAUUAUAUACUACAUACUAAUCUGUAGUAGUAGAUUAUAUACUACAUACUGAUCUAUAGUAGUAGAUGAUAUACUACAUACUGAUCUAUAGUGGUAGAUUAUAUACUACAUACUGAUCUAUAGUGGUAGAUUAUAUACUACAUACUAAUCUAUAGUAGUAGAUUAUAUACUACAUACUAAUCUAUAGUGGUAGAUUAUAUACUACAUACUGAUCUAUAGUAGUAGAUUAUAUACUACAUACUAAUCUAUAGUAGUAGAUGAUAUACUACAUACUGAUCUAUAGUAGUAGAUAUACUACAUACUAAUCUAUAGUAGUAGAUUAUACACUACAUACUGAUCUAUAGUAGUAGAUAUACUACAUACUUAUCUAUAGUAGUAGAUGAUAUACUACAUACUAAUCUAUAGUAGUAGAUGGUAUACUACAUACUAAUAUAUAGUAGUAGAUGAUAUACUACAUACUGAUCUAUAGUAGUAGAUGAUAUACUACAUACUGAUCUAUAGUGGUAGAUUAUAUACUACAUACUAAUCUAUAGUAGUAGAUGAUAUACUACAUACUGAUCUAUAGUAGUAGAUAUACUACAUACUGAUCUAUAGUAGUAGAUAUACUACAUACUGAUCUAUAGUAGUAGAUGAUAUACUACAUACUGAUAUAUAGUAGUAGAUAUACUACAUACUGAUCUAUAGUAGUAGAUGAUAUACUACAUACUUGUCUAUAGUAGUAGAUGAUAUACUACAUACUGGUCUAUAGUAGUAGAUAUACUACAUACUGAUCUAUAGUAGUAGAUGAUAUACUACAUACUUAUCUAUAGUAGUAGAUGAUAUACUACAUACUGAUAUAUAGUAGUAGAUGAUAUACUACAUACUGAUAUAUAUUAGUAGAUGAUAUACUACAUACUGAUCUAUAGUAGUAGAUGAUGUACUACAUACUGAUCUAUAGUAGUAUAUUAUAUACUACAUACUGAUCUAUAGUAGUAGAUGAUGUACUACAUACUGAUCUAUAGUAGUAUAUUAUAUACUACAUACUGAUCUAUAGUAGUAGAUGAUAUACUACAUACUAAUCUAUAGUAGUAGAUGAUAUACUACAUACUAAUCUAUAGUAGUAGAUUAUAUACUACAUACUGAUAUAUAGUAGUAGAUGAUAUACUACAUACUGAUAUAUAUUAGUAGAUGAUAUACUACAUACUGAUCUAUAGUAGUAGAUGAUGUACUACAUACUGAUCUAUAGUAGUAGAUGAUAGACUACAUACUAAUCUAUAGUAGUAGAUAUACUACAUACUGAUCUAUAGUAGUAUAUUAUAUACUACAUACUGGUCUAUAGUAGUGGAUGGUAUAACACAUGGUCUCUCUCUGUUCUCCAGCUGAUAUCCUGGUCUACAUCAAUGACAGCUGUGUCCUGGGUCUGUCUCAUAAAGAGGUGGUAGAGAUGUUGCAGUCUGUCCCUGUGGGUCACAGUGUGGACGUUGUGUUACGGAGAGGCUACCCCAUGCUUUACAACCCCGACGGCUGUCCCAAACAACCCCUGACCUCCUCCGCCUCCUCCUCCUCUCCUCUGGAACCCCUCAGCGCUGCAGCCACGCCUCCCUCCACAGCCGCCGCUCAGCCCCUCUCCACCCCCGGUCCUGGCCCUGCCGAGCCCCCCCAACCCUCCCGGCCUGGCUAACCUGAAUCGUAGCCUGUCUCAUCCCAACGGAAACUAUCUCAGAGUGGCGGGAAACUCAGGGUCGGGGCUGGACGCUAACGGGAACGCGGCAGGCCUGGUCUCUGCGCCGCCCUCCUACCCGAUGUCUAACGGAACCCCUGGCAUUUCCGCCAGCUCAGCCUGUGCCCCCUCCUCCUCUCACAGCAGGGGCAUCCCCCCUCCUCCCCCGCCUGAACGAACCUCCACCUCCGCUAGCCAGAGUGACUCAGAGGAAGGAGCCUCGGGUGGAGCGACGCAGAGGUAACUAACCCUAACUAAAUAUCUAACUAACUAACUAACUAAACCUAACUGGGUUGUUUUCAAACCUCUCCUCAUGUUUCACCAUGUUGUUGUAGCUGAAUCAUUGAGAGCAUCCUGACUGGUUGCAUCACCGCCUGGUAUGUUAACUGCUCGGCCUCCGACCGCAAGGCCCUACAGAGGGUAGUGCGUACAGCCCAGUACAUCACUGGGGCCGAGCUUCCUGCCAUCCAGGACCUCUAUACCAGGUGGUGUCAGAGGAAGGCCCUAAAAAUUGUCAAAGACUCCAGCCACCCUAGUCAGACUGUUCUCUCUGCUACCGCACGGCAAGCGGUACCGGAGCGCCAAGUCUAGGUCCAAAAGGCUCCUUAACAGCUUCUACCCCCAAGCAAUAAGACUGCUGAACAGUUAAUCAAAUGGCUACCCGGACUAUUUGCAUUGACACCCCCUUUUUUUUCGGCUGCUGCUACUUGCUUAUUAUUAUCUAUGCAUAGUCACUUUACCCCUACCUACAUGUACAUACAGUGGCUUGCGAAAGUAUUCACCCCCCUUGGCAUUUUUCCAAUUUUGUUGCCUUACAACCUGGAAUUAAAAUUGAUUUUUGGGGGGUUUGUAUCAUUUGAUUUACACAACAUGUCUACCACUUUGAAGAUGUACAAUUUUUGGGGGGUGAAAUAAACAAGAAAUAAAACAAAAAAAACUAUAAACUUGAGUGUGCAUAACUAUUCAUAUUCAAAGUCAAUAUUUUGUAGAGCCACCUUUUGCAGCAAUUACAGCUGCAAGUCUCUUGGGGUAUGUCUCUAUAAACCUGGCACAUCUAGCCACUGGGAUUUUUGCCCAUUCUUCAAGGCAAAACUGCUCCAGCUCCUUCAAGUUGGAUGGGUUCCGCUGGUGUACAGCAAUCUUUAAGUCAUGCCACAGAUUCUCAAUUGGAUUGAGGUCUGGAGGUCUGGGCUUUGACUAGGCCAUUCCUAGACAUUUAAAUGUUUCCCCUUAAACCACUUGAGUGUUGCUUUAGCAGUAUGCUUAGGGUCAUUGUCCUGCUGGAAGGUGAACCUCCGUCCCAGUCUCAAAUCUCUGGAAGACUGAAACAUGUUUCCCUCAAGAAUUUCCCUGUAUUUAGCGGCAUCAAUCAUUCCUUCAAUUCUGACCAGUUUCCCAGUCCCUGCCAAUGAAAAACAUCCCCACAGCAUGAUGCUGCCACCACCAUGCUUCACUGUGGGGAUGGUGUUCUCGGGGUGAUGAGGUGUUGGGUUUGCACCAGACAUAGCGUUUUCCUUGAUGGCCAAAAAGCUUAAUUUUAGUCUCAUCUGACCAGAGUACCUUCUUCCAUAUGUUUGGGGAGUCUCCCACAUGUCUUUUGGCGAACACCAAACGUGUUUGCUUCUUUUUUUCUUUAAGCAAUGGAUUUUUUCUGGCCACUCUUCCGUAAAGCCCAGCUCUGUGGAGUGUACGGCUUAAAGUAUUCCUAUAGACAGAUACUCCAAUCUCCGCUGUGGAGCUUUGCAGCUCCUUCAGAGUUAUCUUUGGUCUCUUUGUUGACUCUCUGAUUAAUCCCCUCCUUGCCUGGUCCGUGAGUUUUGGUGGGCGGCCCUCUCUUGGCAGGUUUGUUGUGGUGCUAUAUUCUUUCCAUUUUUUAAUAAUGGAUUUAAUGGUCCUCCGUGGGAUGUUCAAUGUUUCUGAUAUUUUUUUAUAACACAACCCUGAUCUGUACUUCUCCACAACUUUGUCCCUGACCUGUUUGGAGAGCUCCUUGGUCUUCAUGGUGACGCUUGCUUGGUGGUGACCCUUGCUUAGUGGUGUUGCAGACUCUGGGGCCUUUCAGAACAGGUGUAUAUAUACUAAGAAAAUGUCACAGAUCAUGUGACACUUAGAUUGCACACAGAUUUAACUAAUUAUGUGACUUCUGAAGGUAAUUGGUUGCACCAGAUCUUAUUUAGGGCCUUCAUAGCAAAGGGGGUGAAUACAUAUGCACACACCAAUUUUCCGUUAUUUAUUUUUUAUACUUUUUUGAAACAAGUUCUUUUUUUCAUUUCACUUCACCAAUUUUGACUAUUCUGUGUAUGUCCAUUACAUGAACUCCAAAUAAAAAAUCAAUUUAAAUUAUAGGUUGUAAUGCGACAAAAUAGGAAAAACGCCAAGGGGGAUGAAUACUUUUGCAAGGCACUGUAUUAUCUCAAUUACCUCGACUAAGCUGUACCCCGGCAAAUUGACUCAGAGACUGAUUUUUGUUGGUGAUCAAAAUGAAGACAUGAAGUGCAACAGAGGACUGGCCACCCCUCAGAGCCUGGUUCCUCUAUAGGUGUCUUCCCAGGUUCCUGCCUUUCUAGGGAGUUUUUUCCUAGCCACCGUGCUUCUGCCUCUGCAUUGCAUGCUGGGUGUCUGUGAAGCACUUUGCGACAACUGCUGAUGUGAAAAGGGCUUUAUGAAAUACAUUUGAUGGGAUUGAUUGAUCUACAAGCCAGGGUCACAGUUCUUAGUUUCCUCUGUGUGUGUCAGACUGGGACAGAAUAUCAUCUAACUAACAUUAUCACCUGUCUCCCUCCUCUUCCUCGCUGUCUUCUUCCCUCUUCCACCCCUUCUUCCUCCUCUUCUCCCUCCUCUUCCUCAUCUUCUCCCUCCUCUUCCUCGCUGUCUUCUUCCCUCUCAGAUGGUCUCUGAUGCGCUACAACGGUAACUCCCUCCCCACCCCCUCCUCCAUGGUCCAGCACCAGAGGGACCUCUCCACCUCCACCCUGCCCAUCUCCCUCUCCAAGCUGCCCCCGACCCAGCCGGAGGUGGGCACCGCCACCACCCCUGGAGACCCCUGCCAGCGGCCCCCCAUGCCCCAGACCUCCCUCAUGCUCCCCCUGCCCACGGAGGUCCCCACCUGCGGCUUCAACGGAUGCCCAGCCAACACCCACCCCCAUGGGGGCCACAGCGCUGCCAGCGAGGGGGUAACUGGUGGGGCUGGAGGUGGGGAGCUGGUCCCUGUGCCCCUGGGGAGGAGUGAGGGGGGUGGGAUGGGGUUCAGUGUGACGGCUGGGGGGCAGGGGGGGCAGCUGGCCCUGGUGAAGAGGGUAUGGGACAGAAGGCAGUGCUCCUCCCUGCAGCCAGGGGAUGCUAUAGUCAAGAUCAACGGAGCCGACGUGCAGAGCCUCAGCUUCUCUCAGGUACGACCGGCUUUGGAGACUGCUCUACAUCUAAAGGCUAAGAUUUGGGUUGGUUCUGAGGUUGAUUGUCGUUUAUUGCAACAACGCUCAAUAGUAAUCAUCAAUAGUUAUCAAGUGAUCAUCACUCUCUGGAGUAAGAACAUUCGGACAAUGUUGAGUAAUGUUAAUGACAUGUACACCGACACAGAUAGUACUUACAGACACAUAUACAUGAGAGGUUUUUUCUAAACGUUUUAUUGAAUGUCGCUACAUGUUUAUUUGAAAAAGGCAUCCCUUUCCGGGGACCUUUGAAAACACAGUGUGAGAUGUAAAUUAAUGUUAGCCAAUUUUUGACCUAUUUUAAUGUUGCCCUAUUUUAACAUUGACCUGGUUUAACAUUGACCUCUGCUGAACAUUGAAGGUCCAGAGGGUCCUCCAGAAACACACCAAGCAGGGAGAAGUAGUGCUGUUGGUUAACAGAGGAGGUAGGUAAGACCAUUAACCUGGAUAACCUGUAUAAAUACUACUAGUACUACUACUACCACAAAUACACUGUAUUUACCUGUAUAACCUGUAUAAAUACUACUAGUACUACUACUACCACAAAUACACUGUAUUUACCUGUAUAACCUGUAUAAAUACUACCUAGUACUACUACUACCACAAAUACACUGUAUUUAGCUAUAAAACCUGUAUAAGUACUACUAGUACUACUACUUCCACAAGUACACUGUAUUUACCUGUAUCACCUUUUUUAUAAAUACUACCUAGUACUACUACUACCCACAACUACACGUCAUUUACCUGUAUAAACCUGUAUAUAAAUAACUACCUAAGUACUACUUACUACCAUCAAAAUACAGUUAUUUACCUGUAUAAACCUGUCUUAUAAAUACUACUAGUACUACUACUACCACAAAUACACUGUAUUUUUACCUUGUAUAAACCUGUAUAAAUACUACUAGUUACUACUUAUAACCACAAAUACCACUGGUAGUUACCUUAUAAACCUGUAUAUAAUGACUACUAGUACUUACUACUUCCACAUCUAGCCUACACUGUAUUUAGCUAUAAACCUGUAUACAUUACUACUAGUACGACUACUUCCACAAGUACACUUAUUUACCUGUCAUAUCCCCAAAAAUCACUGUAUUAACCUUAAAACCCUGAUAAAUUUAAAUGGGACUCUACUACCAAAAAAUCCCAUGUAUUUAGCUAAAAACCUUAUAAAAUCUAGUACAAAACCUACCCAAAUACCUGUUUUCCCGAAAACCUGAAAAUACUAUAGUAUACAUUUCCCACAAAUAAUUUUUUUUACUAUAUAACAUGUAAAAUGCACAGUAAACUAUACCACAAAUACACGUUUUUACCUAAAAAAAUACUAAUAAAGUAUCGUUGCUAGCUGGUUUUGGAGUACCCUCUCGGUUUCUUAAUGUUUAAAUACUUUUCAGUAACAUGUAACUUCGUACUUUAGGUUUUAAACCCACUUUAGCUUUCCCCGGGUUUACUACGUGGGGGUUUCCCCUCAGAAAAAGGGGGGUUUGGGGUUCAUAUGACAUUCUUAUAGGAAAUUGAGCGGGAGGAAAAGGGGGAGGGGGGGGCAAAGGAGAGAGAGAGAAAAAAGGGCAGAAGAGAGGGGAAAAAAGGAAGGGGAGAAGGGAGAAGAGAGGGGAAAAAAGGAAAAGAAGAGAGAGAGGAGGGGGAGAGAGGAAAAAGAGGAGGGAGAAAGAGAGGGGGAAAAAAAGAGAAGAAAGAAGACAAGAGAAAAAAAAAGAGGAGAAAAAAGAGAAGAAGGGGAAAAAAGGGGAAAAAGGAAAGGGGAAAAAAAAGGCAGGGGGGGGAAAAAACGGGAGAACGGGAAAAAAAGGGGAAAAAAAAAGGGGAAAGGGUAAAAAGGAAAAAAGGGGGGAAAGAAAAGGAGGAAAAAGAGAGAAAGGGGGGGAAAAAAGGAAAAAGGGGGAAAAGGGAGAGGGGAAAAAAAAAAAAAAGAGAAAAGGGAAGGAGAAAGAAGAGAGAGAAAGAGAGAGAGAAAAAGGGGGGGGAGCCAGGGGGGAAAAAAGGGGGGUAAAAAAAAAAAAAGGGGGGAAACCCCCCCCCCCCCCAAAAACCCCUUUCUUCUCUCCCCCUUUCUUCUCUCAUCUCCUCUCUCUCCUCUAUCUCUCUUCUCAGGGUCCAUCUUCUCUACGUCUCUACCCUCUACAAGCCCCUCCCCUCUCCCCUGGGCCCCUCCUCCUCCCAUGGCCUCCCCUCCCCAUCCGACCAGCCUGCCUCCUCCUCCACCUCAGAUGCCUUGGUGCCCCUGCACCUCCCCCACAGCCCCCCCAGCCACAGUGGCCUCUCCCCAGCCUCGCCCUCCACAGACCUCCCCUCCCUGGUCCAGAGCACAAGCUUCCUGGACUCAGUCCCUGUAACCCUCACCCUGGAACCCAGGGACUGGCUUGGGGUGGACGACGGUGUGUGGGGCCCUGGGUGUGUCGAGGCCCCCUGGAGGUGGGAGAGGAGGAGCAGGACUGGGGGCUGUGGCCAAGGGCCAGGUGGACAGACGAGGGGGAGGGGCCAUGCUAGGGGUCAGGGGUCAGGAGGUGGAGCUACGGAGACGGCCGGGGGAAGGGUUCGGCUUCGUCAUCGCCUCAAAGGACCUGGCCAAUGGGGGUGAGUCAUUUAUUGUCUAUCUAUAACCCAGUGCUGAUAUAGGAUCAGAUUCCCCCACUUGUCCACGUAGUUUUAUUAAUUAUGAUAUAAAAGGGCAAAACUGAUCCUAGAUCAGUACUCCUACUCUGAGGUGCUUUAUGAAUAUGAGGCCUGGUUAUUAAGAUACUUCCUUUGUUGUGUUAUAUGAUGUUCUCCCCAUCCCUUUCUAA
This is a messenger RNA of Coregonus sp. 'balchen', 21871 nucleotides long. NCBI's taxonomy places the organism in Eukaryota, Metazoa, Chordata, Actinopteri, Salmoniformes, Salmonidae. The record is from the annotation of a GenBank genome assembly.